CAACAACCUGGAAAAGAUACAGAAGGGUUUGUUUGACGGUUUAACAGCAUUGACGCGCCUAUGGCUGCAAGACAACAGAAUUGAAACGCCGCACAAACAAGUUUUCAAAGAUUUGACUGAACUGAACGACCUGGAUCUGUCUAAUAAUGAAGUCGAGGAUCUCCCUCAAGAAAUCUUCAGCAAUCUGGCAAAUCUCAAAAUACUGCUUUUAUCAAACAACCAACUAAGAGAUUUACCGCCAACGGUAUUUGCUAACCUAACCAAGCUAAAGACAAUAAAAAUUGAAAAGAAUGAGAUAAAGGAGCUGCAUCCUCAACAGUUUCGGGGACUGGUAAAGCUGUUUGACCUCUAUCUAUCGGGGAACAAACUCAGAUACUUCCCACAAGGAAUUUUUAAAGGCUUAAAAGAGCUUUUGAUUAUAGAAAUUGUUGAAAACGAAAUGACUCAUGUCUCCAUCGACAACUUCAAAGAAAUUAAACAGUUAAAAAUUCUGUAUAUGCAGUAUAACAAGAUGAGGGAGAUUCCAUAUGGUUUUUUCGAUAUGUUGAAGGAUAUACAACGAGUGAGUCUCGACACAAAUCUGAUGUGUUGUCAUAUGCACAAGGAGGACGCUGACUGUGCUUUCACGUACAACGACGACUUUGCCAACUGUGAGAGCAUGUUUAAGAAUUCUGCCCCAAGGAAGAGUAUCUGGGUGAUAGGAGUAUUUUCUCUGGUUGGUGCAGUGUUUGUUGUCACUUGGCGAGUGAUCUUUAAAGAAAAGAACGUGGUUCAGUCCAUCAUGUUGCUCCACUUAGCAGUGUCCGAUGGUUUGAUGGGUAUUUACCUGAUCUCUCUUGGCACUAAAGAUCUGUUGUGGAGAGGAGAGUAUUACUUGCAUGACUUCCAGUGGAGGUCUGGUUUGUCUUGUCAAAUAAUUGGAGCGAUCUCCCUUCUGUCAAGUGAGGUUUCGGUUAUGAUGAUGACACUGAUAUCUGCUGAUCGGCUUAAAAAUAUUGUGUUUCCUUACCAAGGUGCUUCUCUGAAACCAAAGGCAACACAUAUCCUGUGCAUCAUCAUAUGGGCAAUUGGCUUCCUUAUGGCCUUUUUGCCUAUGUUUGGUAUUCAGUAUUUUGAAGACCCAUUCAGGUACCAUAGUUACUAUGGUAGAAGUGUGGUAUGUCUGCCCUUGCAGCUUACUUCUGAUAAGCCGGCAGGUUGGGAGUAUUCUGUUGCUAUCUUUCUCGCUUUGAAUUUUGCUUUUUUCUUGUUCAUCAUGGGUGCUUAUCUCAUGAUACUAGUCAAGUCUUACUUGUCUAGCCGGCGACUGGCCCGUCAGGGUACUGAAAGAGAGAUCCAGGCCAGAAGAGCAAACUUUAGGAGGGAAACGGCUCUUGCAAGGCGGGUGUUCUUCAUCAUCCUGAGUGAUUGUGUGUGCUGGAUGCCGGUGAUAGUGAUUGGUAUGAGGACCAUCAUCGAGAAGUCUUACGAAGCGCAAGGAGACCUCGCUGUCUGGAUCGCUGUAUUUGCCCUUCCGAUCAACUCGGCCUUGAAUCCUAUCCUGUACACCUUGUCAACAGAACAGGUCAGAGGCAUUCUGAAGAACAAAAUGGAAAAAGUCUGGAACUACUUGAAGACCGUUUUCACCUGCUGUGGUCGGGAUCAGGAAGGCCAAGGAGAUGGGGAACAACCGAACCAACCGGGAGUAGAAGACAAUGGACAACAUGGCGGCGAGGGAGGCCAAGGAGAGGGAGAGCAAGUUAACCAGCACGGAAUGGAAGAAAAUGUAGAACAUGGGGGCGAGGGAGGACAAAUUGAGGGUGAAGAAAUCGAACUGGCGAGUGUUGGUGUGCAUCAUCCACAACAGGGCCAAGGAGAUGGAGAACAACGGAACCCACAGGGCAUGGAAGACAUUGAACAACAUGGCGGCUUGGGAGGGGAAGUCGAGGGUGUAGUUAUCGAACUGGCUCAUGUUGAUGUGCGUCAUCCACAACAGGGAGUACUUGAUGAAGCCGAAAAAAUCGAACCGGCACCUAUUGAGAAUACUGAUCUAAAUCAAGGAGAACGGAACAAGAGUUUGAAAAAAGGGGACGGUAAAUUCAGGCAUUCCACCGCAAAGAA
This is a messenger RNA of Pocillopora verrucosa, 2100 nucleotides long. NCBI's taxonomy places the organism in Eukaryota, Metazoa, Cnidaria, Anthozoa, Scleractinia, Pocilloporidae. The record is from RefSeq and is a predicted model, not a curated record.